CAAAAACCCGUAAACCAGUCCAAACCGCAAAAACCGUAAAAGAAUAACCGCACUGAAUGGUUUCAAACGGGUCACCGGAUGAACGGGCCCAACAGUGCGGCCCCAAGCGGAUUGUAACAGGCGGGUUCGGUUUAUGGAAAACCACCGUCGGUGUCCGCAUCCGCCCGCACCAAAACUAAAAUUAUACGAUUAUUCAUAAUACAUGGUCAUUUUAGCAGCACUAGGGUAUUCAGAUAUUCAUUCUUUAUUCUCUCAAAUAAAGAUCCUUAACCAAAAAAAACCCUAGAACACUUCGUUAGCGCCGCCGGUGAAGGAAACUAUGUGUCUGUGUUCUUCUUCUUGAUUCUUGGUCGUCCCUUCUUCUUCUUCUACUUGUUUGGAAAGACCUUUUCUUCUUAUUUGCAAAGACAGAGCAAAGGUUAGAUUUCUUGUUCAUGUUCUUUGGUUUAUCUUUGUAUGCUCCUAUUUUCCACCUUUUGAUUUAUCUCUGUAUGUUCUUAUUUUUCACCUUUUGCUCUUUGGGUAUACUUUUUAUUUAGUUAAUUAGAUUCUUUUGUGAUAAAUAAAUACCAUGGAUGUAUAGCUUAAAGACAUGUGAGAGAAAACCAUAAGGUUGUAGCUUGACCUGCUAUUAUUAUAGCAAUUGAAUUUGUGUUGUAUUAUGCUCACAAUACCUAUAAUCAAUUAUUAUUUGAAAUGCUUGCAAAUAAAGAAAUGGAAGAAAGAGUGAGGACAACAGCUGGAUCAUUAUCUGAUCUAUUUUCAUCAGCAGUAUUUACUAACUUGUAUAGAUCUGGAACUUCUUUUCCAGGAAAAAAUCACUGCUGAGAUUUCUCCUAGUGGAAGAAUUAGAUCUAAGAAGCAGCCCUUACCAUUUUAAUGAGCAGAAUUAAUUAUUUGAGAUCAACUAUAAAUGAAAAAAUUUGGUUUAAUUUGGUGUUAGGAUACUAUAUGCAUGUCUUUCUACAGAGGGUACCCCAUGUCCAAACUGCUUGAAAAUUAUGUUGGAUUAAAUAUAGUACAGAUUGAAAAUAAUUAUGAACCUAUGAAAUAUCAAAUUGGUGCUCCUGGUAAAUCCUACACAAAAUGAGUAGCAUAUAUGGCUAUAGAAAUCAGUACCGGGUUACCAUGAAUAAUUUUAGUAGUCCUUUCAUUUCUACAAUCUAUGACCUGAUGAAUAUGGUAAACAAAGGUUUCAAAUACUUAACCUCUCCAAUAUGAACUUCACAUAUUUUAUAUACAUUUAUACACAUAAGUCUGGUUCUGAAUUUUGUUUCUCUCUAUGUAGGAUUGUUUAGGCAGCUGAAGGAUUUAUAUAGAGCAAUAAUAUCUCUGAACCUUGAACCUGCUUAGUCUCUUUAUAAAAUGUUAAAUUUAUAAGAUUAUCAUUAUUCUUUUGCAGAUUUUGUAUUCUUUUAUGCUUUGAUUUGUAUAUUGGUUCUUGUCAUCUCUGUUAUUUAUUUUUUUUAAAAUGCUCAAAAUAUGUUAUUGGGCUCAAAAAUAAAAUCAACAUAAUAACCCGAUUGAACCGUUUAAAUUAACCCGUGAUCCGCUCUAACCCAACCCGUUCAAACCGUUGAAAAUAAUGGGCGGAAAUGGGUCUAUUUAUCUCAACCGCGGUUUGAAUUGGGUGAGGGUUUUGGGCCCGAAACCGCCCAACCCGGCCCGUUGUCCAGCCCUACUACAAAGUAUCAUCUUUCAAAAGUUCUUUUAAAACCUUUUUCAAAGUAAAAAUCCAAAAUAAAGGUUUUAGGAACCGGGUUGUCCCUAUGGGGGAACCGGUUCCCAGCAUUUUCAAUUUUCAGCAAUCUGUGGUUUACUAUGAGGAACCGGGUUGUCCCUAUGCAGGAACCGGUUCCCAAGUUCAAAAUUCAAAUUUUCUGCUGUAACGUUCAGCAGGAACCGGGUUGUCCCAGGCAGGAACCGGUUCCUACUGAACCAGUGUGUUUUUUCAUUGCAUGAUCUUAUUCAAACGAAUUCCUUUUCAUACCACUUGAUCAUUGCAUUGGUUCAUGGAUAAAUAACCAUUCAAAGAGGUGUUUAACACAUUAUAAAUACUACAUAUUUCAAAAUCAUUAUUCACCUUCUUCAUUAACAAUUCAUAAGCCAUAUAUUCUUCAUCUUUCAAUAUUUCCAAGUGUUCAUCAAAUCUUAUUUUCAAGUGAAACUUUCUAUACACAUUUUCAUUGAGAAAUCCAUUCAAAGUUUCAUGCAUACAUUGUGAACACUUAUAUUCAUUUUGAGAAUUGUUUAUUUGAAGAAGAAGAUCAAUCCAAGAUUGAUAUUGCUCUACAAACUUCUACUCAAAUUAUACUUAGAAAUUAUAUCUUAUUUUUCAGGAUUGUUGAAAAUAAGAUAGUAUUGUUUCCUUACUAUCCAGGAUUGUUGGAAGUAAGUGGUGUGUUUGAAGAGGAUUGUUCUUCAUUCACAUUAGUGUUGAUUGAUCUUAAAGGUGUUAAGAACCUUUGAUCACCCUAUAGGUUAGAUAGUAGGCAUAGGCUUGUACAAUAAUUCUAACUAUAGUGAAAUCUCUUUCGUGUUUGAAAGGGGACUGGAGUACUCUCGGAUUGUGAGGGGAACCAGUAUAUAUCGUUGUGUUCUUUAUCUUUCCGUAUUUACCGCUUUCAUCACCAUUACCAAGAUAAAGAUACAAACCAUCAAAAGCCUUCAAACACUUAACCAAAAAAUAAGUACAAGUUUCAUAAAACCGAUUAAAUUUUUAAAAAACCUAAUUCACCCCCCCCCCCCCCCUCUUAGGCGCACUCUUAUACUUACAUUUGGUAUCAGAGCAGGUUAUAGGUAACCUGUUCCUAAAGAUCCAGAAUGGCUUCCGCAAAUCAGAAUCCAGUUUUUAGAGAUGGUGGUAGUAACAACAAACCUCCAUUAUUUUGUGGUGAAUACUUUGAUUUUUGGAAAAUCCAAAUGAAGGCUCAUUUAGAAGCAAAAGGAGAAGAAGUUUGGGAGGCUGUCAUACAAGGUCCUCAUGUUCCUAUAACGGUCGUUAAUGGUGUUGGAUCGGAGAAACCUAAAGCGUCAUGGGAUGAUAAUGAUAGAAAAAGGGUUCUUGCUGACAAAAAGGCGAUCAGUCUUCUUCAUGGUGCUCUUAGUAUGGAUGAAUUCUUCCGAAUAUCAACAUGUACAACAUCAAAGGAAAUUUGGGAUACUCUUGUAGAAACUCAUGAAGGUACCGCUGAAGUUAAAAGAUCAAGGUUGAAUACUUUAAGCCAAGAGUACGAACUGUUUAGAAUGAAGCCCGGAGAAACUAUUCUCGAUUUGCAAAAACGAUUCGUACAUUUGACAAAUCACUUGAAGGCACUUGGUAAGACUCUUACUGCCGAAGAACUUAAUCUUAAAGUGCUCAGAUCUUUGACAAGAGAGUGGCAACCAAAAGUGACGGCGAUAUCUGAAAAGAAGAAUUUAUCAAAACUUACUUCCGCAACAUUAUUUGGAAAACUUCAAGAAUAUGAGACAGAACUUGGAAGAUUGGAAAAGCAUGAGAACUUAGAAAAGAAAUCCAAAGGCAUUGCAUUAAAAGUAGAUUCAAUAGAAAGCAAAAUGAAAGAUGCAUCGGAUGAAGAUGAAAACUUCUUGCUUCUUGUAAAAAGGUUAGGCAAAUUUUUUGGUAAUAAAAAUAAUAUUGAUAAUACUAACUAUGUCAAAAGAAAGAAAUUCUCAAAGCAUAAAGAUAAAGAAGCAUCCACUUCAUCACAAGAAGUUACAUGCUAUGAAUGUGGGAAACAAGGACACAUAAAGCCGGAAUGUCCAAAGCUUUCGAAGAAAAAUGUAUUCAAAGGCAAAAGGGAGUUCAAAAAUAAAAAGGCCUACAUAGCAUGGGAAGAUAAUGAAGUAAGUUCCUCAUCGGACUCCGAUAGUGACGAAAGUGCAAACCUAGCACUAAUGGCAUCACACCACUCCGACGAUGAAGAAGGCGAGGUUAGUUAUGAUGAUUCUCUUUUUGAUAAUGGUGCGCAAGGUGCAAUAGAAGAAUUAUUAAAAGAAUGUAAAAUUCUCUAUAAAACUAUCUCAUCUCAAAAGAAAAUAAUAUCAUCGUUAGAAGAGAAGGUUAAGAUAAUUGAAGUAGAACAUAAAGAUGACAAAGAAAAAAUGAUUAGUGUUCAAGAAGAUAAUGUUGCAUGCAAGAAUUGUGAAUCACUUUCCUUCCAAAUUGUCCAAUUAAAACGUGUUUUAGAAAGAUAUGAAAAAGGGCAAAUUGGAUUGGAAAAUGUUCUUAGCACACAAAGAUAUUCCAAUGAUAAGAGCGGACUUGGUUUCUCUAAAUUUGAUAAACCAACAUCCAAUAAGACUAUCUUUGUCAAGGCUAGUAACCAACCAAUUCAAGAGAAAGUGAUCAAACCUAAAGUAAUGCAACAUUAUCCUAAAAGGAAGAACUUUGUUAAGAAGAAAUCUUAUCCUCCUAGAUAUAGAAGUAACUUUGAACCUACUUGUUUUUAUUGUGGUAUUAUUGGUCACACACCCAAUGCUUGUUAUGUAAGGAACUUUAGUGUUCCUAGUAGACAUUAUGUAUGGGUGAAGAAAGGAACUAACUAUGAUGGACCCAAAGCCAUUUGGGUACCUAACAAAACUUAAUUUGUUUUGUAGGUAUGCUUGAAGACCACUUCAAACCUAUGGUAUCUAGAUAGUGGUUGUUCAAAGCAUAUGACGGGUGACCUAAACCAAUUUUCAGAUCUAAAGUUAAAGGCCAAGGGUUUUGUCACUUAUGGAGACAACAAUAAGGGAAGAAUUCUUGG
Molecule: messenger RNA, 4748 nt
Organism: Vicia villosa (hairy vetch)
Lineage: Eukaryota; Viridiplantae; Streptophyta; Magnoliopsida; Fabales; Fabaceae
Exons: 3
Coding region: 2824-4587 (587 amino acids)
Molecular function (GO): zinc ion binding; nucleic acid binding
Source: RefSeq, a predicted model, not a curated record